AUGGCGAAUGGAGAUGGACAUCCAACUUUACAUCUUGCUGCAUCGCUGGGUCAUCUGGAAGCAAUCAGAACUAUACUUAGGCAUGGAGAAAAUGUGAACAAAGUGGCCUGGAAAGGCUACACUGCUUUACACAUUGCUGCUAACAAUGGUCAUGUUGACGUCAUCAAAUAUCUGAUCAGUCAAGGAGCUGAGGUUAAUAAGGGAGAUAAUGAUGGUUGGACUGCAUUACACAGUGCUGCUAUGUAUGGCCAUCUUAACGUCAUCAAAUAUCUGAUCAGUCAAGGAGCUGAGGUUAAUAAGAGAGAUAAUGAUGGUUGGACUGCAUUACACAGUGAUGCUUACAAUGGCCAUCUUGAAGUCACCAAAUAUCUGAUCAGUGAAGGAGCUGAGAUCAAUGGGGGUAAUAAAGAUGGUCAGACUGCUCUACACAUCGCUGCUAAGAAUGGCCGUCUUGACGUCAUCAAACUUCUGAUCAGCCAAGGAGCUGAGGUUAAUAAGGGAGAUAAUGAUGGUCAGACUGCUCUACACAUUUCUGCUAAGAAUGGCCAUCUUGACGUCAUCAAAUAUCUGAUCUACCAAGGAGCUUAUGUCAAUAGGAGUGUUGAAGGUGGUCAGACUGCACUACACAUUGCUGCUAAGAAUGAUCAUCUUGACUCCAUCAUGUAUCUGGUCAGGCAAGGAGCUGAGGUUAAUAAGGGAGAUAAUGAUGGUUGGACUGCAUUACACAGUGCUGCUAUGAAUGGCCAUCUUGACGUCAUCAAAUAUCUGAUCAGUCAAGGAGCUGAGGUUAAUAAGGGAGAUAAUGAUGGUUGGACUGCAUUACACAGUGGUGCUAACAAUGGCCAUCUUGACGUCAUUAUAUAUCUGAUCAGUGAAGGAGCUGAGAUCAAUGGGGGUAAUAAAGAUGGUCAGACUGCUCUACACAUCGCUGCUAAGAAUGGCCGUCUUGACGUCAUCAAACUUCUGAUCAGCCAAGGAGCUGAGGUUAAUAAGGGAGAUAAUGAUGGUCAGACUGCUCUACACAUUUCUGCUAAGAAUGGCCAUCUUGACGUCAUCAAAUAUCUGAUCUACCAAGGAGCUUAUGUCAAUAGGAGUGUUGAAGGUGGUCAGACUGCACUACACAUUGCUGCUAAGAAUGGUCAUCUUGACUCCAUCAUGUAUCUGGUCAGGCAAGGAGCUGAGGUUAAUAAGGGAGAUAAUGAUGGUUGGACUGCAUUACACAUCGCAGCUAAGAAUGACCAUCUUCGUGUCCUCAUAUUUCUGAUCAACCAAGGAGCUGAGGUCAAGAGGGGUGAUAAUGAUGGUCAGACUGCUCUACACAUUGCUGCUAAGAAUGGCCAUCUUGACGUCAUCAAAUAUCUGAUCAACCAAGGAGCUCAUGUCAACAGGAGUGAUAAAGGUGGUCAGACUGCACUACACAUUGCUGCUAAGAAUGGUCAUCUUGACGUCAUCAUGUAUCUGAUCAGCCAAGGAGCUGAGAUCAAUGGGGGUAAUAAAGAUGGUCAGACUGCUCUACACAUCGCUGCUAAGAAUAGUUACAUUGACAUUCUGAAGGUCCUACUUGCAAACGGAGCACGAUCUGACACGGAAGACAAAGCAGGCAACAUACCGAUCCACUAUGCAAGAGAUGAAUCAGUCAGACAGAUGAUUUUUCCAAGGUAA
Lytechinus variegatus (green sea urchin) is the source of this 1662-nucleotide messenger RNA. Its product is annotated as ankyrin repeat domain-containing protein 50-like. Gene Ontology annotation, molecular function: protein binding. Lineage: Eukaryota; Metazoa; Echinodermata; Echinoidea; Temnopleuroida; Toxopneustidae. Bases 1 to 1662 code for a protein of 553 amino acids. The transcript has a single exon. The record is from RefSeq and is a predicted model, not a curated record.